Medicago truncatula (barrel medic) is the source of this 2665-nucleotide messenger RNA. RefSeq lists its product as uncharacterized. Lineage: Eukaryota; Viridiplantae; Streptophyta; Magnoliopsida; Fabales; Fabaceae. The coding region runs from base 240 to 2477 and encodes 745 amino acids. The transcript has 5 exons. The record is from RefSeq and is a predicted model, not a curated record.
AACAACAACAACAACAACAUUAACAACAAACCCUUCACCUGAUACAAACAAAGUACUAUCACACACAAAACAAACAAACACAAGUCGCUGACAUGUUCUUUUCUUCUUCUCACACAAUUUUUAUAUAUAUUUUUCUCAUUGAAUUUCUCCAAUUAGGUAACACUUCAACUUCUGCUGAAUCAGAUUUCACCAUGUGAAACAAAGUACAAACAACAUAAAGAUUGUAUAUUUCUGAAGCAAUGGUUCCAAUUUGCGGUGCUGAAUUUUCCAUUGAUAAUCAUGAAAUUGAGUCAAAUUUUUCUGAGUCAAAAAUUGAGGCUGAGGAAGAAGAAUUUUAUGAAUGUUUUGAGGAAAUUUCUAAAACUGUUUCACAUGAAAGUAAUCAAAUUGAGUCUAAUUGUAGCUAUGUAGAAGAUGAAAAGGUGAGAGAGUUUGGUUCUGAAAAUGUUGAUGAUCAUAGUGGAAAUUUUGACCUAGAAAAAGAAGAGGAAAAAUCAAAGUUGGUGUUCAAAUUUCAAUAUCAAAAUUGGAAUUGUAACUUUAGUGAGGAAUUGAAGGGAAAUUUGAGUGAAAGUAGUGAUUUUGACAAAAGGGGUGAUGUUUCUUCAAGUGUGAACAAGUAUGAGUUUAUCUCAGGAAAGAGUUUUAGUCAAUUCUUGGAUGAACCAAAAGCUUCAAAUUUUGCUGUCAAAGAGUUUUUCAUUCAUCCCAAUGAUAAUGUUCCGUUGGUGAAAAAUCAUGUGGUCGAUGAUUCAGCUGGUUUGUUAUCUGAGAAUUGUGAAGAGGUUGUUGGUGGCGAAGUUGUUGAUAGUUUCUCAGAAAAAUUGCACUUCCACAUAGAGGAGGUUUCGGAGAAGCUCAAGAAUUCGGAACAAGAGGUUGUCAAUGGGAAAAUUGAUGAUAAUUUCUCAGAAAAUUUGCGCGAAGAAGAUGUUUCAGAUAAACUCAAGAAUUUAAGGGAACCUUGUGUGCGUAAUUUUCUUUCUGAUGAUGAUUUCAUUUGUUCGAGCUCGGAUACAGAUUCUAUAAGUUCUUUGGAUGAUGGUUUUUUAUCAGACACAGAUUUUGGAACAACUACAGAUUUCGAUACAUUGGGAAACAAUGAAGAAGAAAAUGUAGAAGAUUUGGACUUUAAGGAUGAGGAGAGCAUAGAAAGUUUGGAUUUUGGUUAUGAGCCGGAUGAUUUUGGCGAAGAAGACGAAGAUAUAAUGAAUGAGCUUGGAAAAUUAGAAGAAGAAAUCAGACAGGAAGAAUCGCUGAAACAAAAUUCGAAGAGUUUAACAGCUUUUGAUCUCGAUGAGUCCAACCGGUUCGACACACUUUGGGAGCAUCAGGAUUUGAUAGAACAGCUGAAGAUGGAAUUGAAGAAGGUUAAAGCUACUGGUUUACCUACUAUCUUUGAGGAUUCUGAGUCGCCACGGAUUAUGGAAGAUUUGAAGCCAUGGAAAAUUGAUGAAAAAUUUCAGCAAGGUAGCAGUACUACAAAUGAGCUUCCAAAAUUCUACAGAAGUUACAGAGAAAGAAUGAGAAAAUUUGAUAUCUUGAAUUAUCAAAAGAUGUAUGCUUUAGGUCUUAUGAAGUCAAAGGACCCACUAAAAUCAUUUUCAAUUCACAAGAAAUCUUCAUCAACAAUCACAUGCAUUCUUCCACGUGGCAUUAAUAGUUUCUUUAGACGUAAUAGGAACAUUGAUGCUGACCCAAUGAAGAAGUUCAUAAGAGAAUUAUAUAGUGACUUGGAAAUGGUUUAUGUGGGACACUUGUGUCUUUCUUGGGAAUUUCUUCAUUGGGAGUAUGAAAAGGCUUUGAAGAUAUGGGAAUCUGACCAAUAUGGAUUGAGAAGGUUCAAUGAAGUAGCUGGAGAAUUUCAACAAUUCCAAGUUCUUCUACAAAGAUUUAUAGAGAAUGAACCUUUUCAAGGUCCAAGGGUUGAAAAUUAUGCUAGGAAUCGUUGUGCCAUGAAGAAACUUCUUCAAGUUCCUGUUAUAAAAGAAGACAAAGGCAAGGAUAAAAAGAAGUAUAGAAAAAGAGAAGUUGACAAUGAUGCCAUCACAAGUGACAUGUUAGUAGAAAUAUUAGAAGAAUCCAUUAGAACAAUUUGGCGUUUCAUAAGAGGUGAUGAAGAUGCAUCAAAUUUGACAAUUAAAUGUCUUAAAGAACAACAUGUGGAGCUACAAGACCCUGCUGAUUCACAACUUCUAGUGGAGAUUCUAACGGAUCUUCAAAAGAAGGAAAAGAGAUUGAGAGAGGUAUUAAGGAGUGGAAGUUGCAUAUUGAAGAAGUUCAAAAAGCAUGAAGAUGAAACAGAUCCAGUUCUUUACUUUUUCUCUCAAGUGGAUUUGAAACUUGUUUGUAGAGUGUUGAAUAUGUCAAGGAUAACAACUGAUCAACUAGCAUGGUGUCGUAGUAAACUAAACAAGAUCAAUUUUGUAAACCGUAGGAUACAUGUAGAACCAUCAUUCUUACUUUUUCCUAAUUAAUUAAUGAUUAGAUUAAUUGCUAGAUUAGUAUAUAUGAUCCUUUGCAUUUAGGUGGUCAUAAUUGAAAUAGUCAAGAUUUUUGGCCUAUGUCUAACUAGUUGCUUGGCCUAAGUUGUACAAUUUCCAUGUGGUGCCAUGCAAAUAUUUUCAGAUAAUAUUGAGAUUUAAAUAUGAUUUUGCUUCUGUCA